Messenger RNA from Closterium sp. NIES-65, 898 nucleotides. NCBI's taxonomy places the organism in Eukaryota, Viridiplantae, Streptophyta, Zygnematophyceae, Desmidiales, Closteriaceae. The record is from the annotation of a GenBank genome assembly.
AGCGCUGCUGCUGCUGUGGCUGCUGCUGCGGCUGCUGCUGCUGCUGCUGCUGGCGCUGACCACCCCCGGAGCUGCUCCGCUGGGACGAGCCACUCCGACCCCCGCCUCCACUGCCACCCCCGCCUCCACCGCCACCCCCGUCUCCACCUCCACCUCCCCCACCAGGACCGUCGCUCCCACCGCUCCCACCGCCUCCUCCGCUACCACCUCCGCCGCCACCUCCGCCUCCACCGCCGCCACCAGUACCUCCACUCCCGCCACCACCCCCACCGCCACCCCCACUCCCCCCGCCACCCCCACCGCCUCCUCCACCGCCCCCUCUAGCUCCACCCGCUCCCUUGCCCCCCUUGCCCUUGCCAGCGCGGCGUCUGCCGCUGGGGGCAGACGCCGCGCCGACCGACUCAAAACCAGUGAGGUCGGCCGCAGCGGCAGAGGCGACAGAGGGCAGCAGGGGGGAAGGACCACACCCCUCAAAGAUGGGGCAGCUGAAAAUCUCACCGGGCUGGGAGAGGCGGGUAGGUCAGCAGCAGAGGAACAGCAGAACGGCUCCGCAGGCGGCUCGGGCGGCGCAGGCGGCUCGGGCGGCACGGGCGGCUCGGCGGCGGCUCGGGCGGCGGCUCGGUGGCGGCUCGGCGGCGACUCGGCGGCGGCUCGGCGGCGGCUCAGGCGGCGGCGGCUCGGCGGCGGCUCGGCUGCUGCUGGGCGGCGCGGGCGGCUCGGGCGUCACGGGCGGCUCGGCGGCGGCUCGGGCGGCACGGGCGACUCGGCGGCGGCUCGGGCGGCGGCUCGGCGGCGGCUCGGCGGCAGCUUGGCGGCGGCUCGGCGGCGGCUCGGCGGCGGCUCGGCGGUGGCUCAAGCGGCGGCGGUUGCUGCUGGGCGGAUCGGCGGGGCCGCGUAG